AUGACGAGUGCUGCUGCUGCCAUUGGUGCUGUUGCUGCUGCGACCAGUCGAGCGAUGGAUAGAAUGGGACCACAAGCUAGAAUUGACAAUGACGGUGGAAAUAAACAUGAAGGCAGGAAUAAUGCCCCAAGUGCAGUGGAACCAGUGGAGAUAACGAGUUAUCUGGAGUUAACUAACAUAGGUCAAGCAAUGGAAGAAAGCUCAAGAAGAACUGUGGUGGCAAGGAGUAAUCGCCAGGAAUAUUCUACAGAGAAAAAGGGAAAGAAGACAAAGAUUACACCUAGGAGCCAAAAUUUCAAGAGGGGUCAUUUUAUCACUUCACAUUCUCAACGCCAGAACAAUGACCAAAGGAACGACAGCCGUCUGGAUCCGAAUUCAGAAGGACAAACUAGUACUCAACCGGAAGACUUAAGGUGCCCAAGAUGUAAGAAGUACCAUUCAACCAGACCGUGCCCGGCCGGGCUAGGCGUAUGCUACCAGUGUGGGAAACCAGGGCAUAUAGCUCGGAAUUGUCCACACAAAAAAGGUCGGGAUGUAGCUGAAUUUGAUUCUCAUACCUGA
Molecule: messenger RNA, 561 nt
Organism: Arachis ipaensis
Lineage: Eukaryota; Viridiplantae; Streptophyta; Magnoliopsida; Fabales; Fabaceae
Source: RefSeq, a predicted model, not a curated record